Molecule: messenger RNA, 3785 nt
Organism: Sinocyclocheilus rhinocerous
Lineage: Eukaryota; Metazoa; Chordata; Actinopteri; Cypriniformes; Cyprinidae
Product: mitogen-activated protein kinase kinase kinase kinase 5-like
Exons: 34
Coding region: 246-2924 (892 amino acids)
Biological process (GO): intracellular signal transduction; protein phosphorylation
Cellular component (GO): cytoplasm
Molecular function (GO): MAP kinase kinase kinase kinase activity; ATP binding
Source: RefSeq, a predicted model, not a curated record
UGUGUCUGUCUGUGUGUGAGGUCUAGUGAUCUGGCUUCAGUUGAAGUUAGUUUGCUCUUCUCUCUGUUCCUGUUUGGAUGGUUAUUUCGACGCAAAAUGAACUUCGGAUGAACAGUUAGGAAAACUUUAAAUCUUCAUGAGUUCCAAGGACAACGAUUAAUCGCUCAAAUGGGGGAUGUGGACUGCAGGUCUGUUGUAAAACUGAAUCUGGGUCAUUAAAGUAGUAAAUCCUCCAGUCCGACAGCAUGGAUCUGCUGGGCCGGUCCGGAGGGGAGAUUCAGCGCAGAAACCCGCAGCACGACUUUGAGCUGAUCCAGAGAGUUGGCAGCGGGACCUAUGGAGAUGUGUAUAAGGCUCGUAACAUCUCUACUGGAGAGCUUGCAGCAGUGAAGAUCAUCAAACUUGAGCCCGGUGAUGAUUUCUCAAUCAUCCAGCAAGAGAUUUUUAUGGUGAAGGAAUGCACCCAUCACAACAUUGUGGCUUACUUUGGCAGCUACCUCUGCCGUGAGAAGUUGUGGAUUUGUAUGGAAUACUGCGGUGGAGGAUCCUUACAAGACAUUUAUCAUGUUACAGGUCCGCUCUCUGAACUUCAGAUUGCCUAUGUGUGCAGAGAGACGUUACAGGGUCUUGCUUAUCUGCACUCCAAAGGCAAGAUGCACAGAGACAUCAAGGGGGCGAAUAUUCUGCUCACCGACAAUGGAGAUGUCAAAUUAGCGGACUUUGGAGUGGCUGCUAAAAUAACGGCCACCAUGGCGAAAAGGAAAUCCUUCAUUGGGACGCCCUACUGGAUGGCUCCAGAGGUGGCGGCAGUGGAGAAGAAUGGAGGUUAUAAUCAUCUGUGUGAUAUCUGGGCUGUUGGAAUCACAUCCAUAGAACUGGCAGAACUACAGCCUCCCAUGUUUGACCUCCAUCCCAUGAGGGCUUUAUUUCUGAUGUCUAAAAGCAACUUCCAGCCACCCAAGCUAAAGGACAAGACCAAAUGGUCUACAGCCUUCCAUAAUUUUAUAAAAAUUUCCCUCACAAAAAACCCAAAGAAGAGGCCAACAGCUGAGAAGCUGCUCUCGCACUUAUUUGUGGCUCAGACAGGUUUGACUCGACGGUUAGCUUUAGAGCUACUUGAUAAGAUGAACAACCCAGAUAAUCAUCAAUCUCACUUCAGCCAGGGAGAUGAAGAUGACUUGGAGCCGCUUUCAGAGCGCCACACCAUCCGCUCGUCCCACAGCAGGAACUCUCGUGCUGAAAAGACCCAGUCUCAGAUCAACUUUAAUAGGCUUCAGUUUGAGCCCCCCAUGAGGAAGGAGACUGAAGCAAGUGCUGAGAUGGAUGUAACUAAGGACAAUGAUUUCUCCUCCCCCUGGAGCCCAUUCACAGAGGGUCCCAUCGCCUCCAGGAGUCUUCUGAAGAGCGUUGAAGAGGAGUUGUUUAUACGAGGGCACUUGGCGCCAUUAGAAGAUGCUUUUGAAGAUGUUGAUCUUUCAACUCUUAAACAGGGAGUGCCACCACCGCUUCCUCCUAAGCCCUCUCAGGCUCGGUCGAGCAGUGUGUCCGAUGAGUUUGGUUUGAGCGACGGGGCUCAGACGGUGCGGAGGUUCACGGGCUCUGAUAACGGGCCUGUACCAGUGUCUCGCAGACAGAGCACACCUGAGAGAGGAAGUAACACAGAGCACAUCCACUCAGACUACAUGUCUGUGAGCGUCAGCAGCCCAGAGCUGCUCUCACACACCGCCGACCACGAGGAAGACUCAGACGAAAGUGUAAAUGGAGAUGUUUCAAAAUCACCUCCCGGCCGUCCCCAGAGGAAAGAGAGAAAAGAUUUUCCUAAACCUGCUAUUAACGGCCUGCCGCCCACUCCCAAAGUCCUGAUGGGAGCUUGUUUCUCAAAGGUUUUUGAUGGUUGUCCUCUUAAAAUUAACUGUGCCACUUCAUGGAUUCACCCAGAUACAAAAGACCAGUAUCUGAUAUUUGGCACUGAAGACGGAAUCUACACUCUGAACCUAAAUGAGCUGCAUGAAGCCACCAUGGAGCAGUUGUUUCCACGGCGAUGCACGUGGCUGUACAUAAUCAAUAAUAAUCUGAUGUCAUUAUCAGAAGGGAAGACGUUUCAGUUGUAUUCCCAUAAUCUGAUUGGGCUGUUUGAACAGCUCAGGAAACCUGGACUGGCCACUCAGUUCCACACCCACAGAUUCCCUGACAGGAUACUGCCCAGGAGAUUUGCUCUCACCACCAAGAUCCCCGACACCAAGGGAUGCCACAAGUGUUGCAUCGUGCGGAAUCCGUACACGGGUCACAAGUAUCUCUGUGGAGCUUUGCAGUCUGGGAUUGUUUUGCUGCAGUGGUACGAACCUAUGCAGAGAUUCAUGCUUAUAAAGCACUUUGAUUUCCCGUUACCAAGUCCGCUGCGUGUGUUUGAGAUGCUGGUGGUCCCUGAGCAGGAGUAUCCUCUGGUGUGUGUGGCGGUCAGUCAGGGCACUGAGCCGGGACAGGUGGUUCGCUUCCAGACCAUCAACCUCAAUUCCUGCUCCUCCUGGUUCACUGAGAUCGGCUCAGGAGGUAACCAGGUCGAUACGAUCCACGUGACACAGUUAGAGAGAGACACCGUGCUUGUGUGCCUGGACAAGAAUGUAAAAAUAGUGAACUUGCAUGGAAAGCUGAAAUCUAAUAAGAAACUGGCGUCUGAGCUGAGCUUCGAUUUCUAUGUCGACUCCGUAGUGUCUCUCCAGGACAGUGUUCUGGCCUUCUGGAAACAUGGGAUGCAAGGGAAGAACUUCAAAUCAAACGAGGUGACACAGGAGAUUUCAGAUCCAAGCAGAGUGUUCAGACUCCUGGGAUCAGACAGGGUUGUUGUUUUGGAGAGCCGGCCUACAGAUAACCCUACCGCUCUGAGUAACCUCUACAUCCUAGCUGGACAUGAGAACAGUUAUUAGCUCCGCCUCCUUCAGCCGUUCAGGCCCGCAGUACCUGGAGCUGUUGCAGUACCCAUGAUGCAUUCGUUCCGGAACGACACCGACGCUGGACAACCACAGCUGAGCUGAUGAGCAGACUGUGUUUAGUGCUAAAUCUCACUGCAGCCUUAUGCCGUACGCUGCCCACCGCCAGAGACCGCCAGACUUCUCGCCACUUCAGGCAUCCAGAAUCAAACAUCAUGCAGUUCUACAGCAGCCAGUCAGAUUUUUGUAAAUCAAGCAAGCAAUCGCCUUAACUGCAAGCAAUAGUGCUCUGUGUUAAAUUCCUGUUUUUUAAACCCUAUUAAAUAUUGUAAUCAUUCUAAACAUUUAAAAAUCAUUAAAGCUGCAAAGAUAGAACAUUGAGCAAAAUGCAUUGCUGCUCAAAAAGUGCCAUAUAAGGGAACGGUUUUAUUAAACGUAACUAACUUCGGAGGUUUUGUGUUAAUUGUAGAUAAAAAAUGUCAGGUUUUCAGGACCUGACCUAAUGGGGAAAGUUUUGGGAGAAUGAGUGUGUUAUUUAUUCAGCUGAGUCAUGUGAGUGAAGCAUCUCGCCCUCAUGUUACUGAGUGAAUAUUUUUCUGCUGCAGGUCAUUUUCUCUCUUGUUUGUUGUAGCUCUUAUAUUUUUCCCAGCUGAGUACUAUUUUAAAAUUUCAGUUAUCUCUUUUUAAAAGUAACUUUAAUUCAAUACUUGCACCAUGUAAGCACUUUUGUACAUGUUCUUUUUGUAUUUAAAAAUGACAAAACAUGGGAGAUGUGAGGUUACUGUGAUAUCUCAAGUGUUUCCGUUGCUUUAGUUUUAAUGUAUGCAGCAGCUUUUGUAAUAAAAAGGCAAUUGUUAA